Messenger RNA from Brassica oleracea var. oleracea, 984 nucleotides. RefSeq names its product putative F-box protein At1g32420. Gene Ontology annotation, molecular function: protein binding. The transcript is spliced from 2 exons. Lineage: Eukaryota; Viridiplantae; Streptophyta; Magnoliopsida; Brassicales; Brassicaceae. The record is from RefSeq and is a predicted model, not a curated record. Bases 1 to 984 code for a protein of 327 amino acids.
AUGAAGAAGAGAGGAAAGGAAAACCAGAAGUCUUUACGACAAGGUCAUCAAGGUGGAGAAAAGUUACCACAGUCAAUCAAUGUCCCUUAUGAUCUAGCGGUCGAGAUACUCUCGAGACUACAGGUGAAAACACUUGCGAGGUUACGAUGUGUAUCGAAGCUAUGGUCAUCUAGUAUCAUUACCGAGGCGAUCAAAACUAGGGCUUUGACUCAGCCACGCCAGCUCGUCGUUUGCUACCACCGGUCGCUCCAAUCUUCAUAUAUCUCCUCGUAUACUUAUCCUCUCAACGCUAACACAACAUUCGUAGCCGCAGACAGAGGUGGUCUUGCCAUGUCUCCUCCUUGUCGUACACUAUAUCAACGCAGAAGCACCUUCGACUACGCAUAUGUCCGAGGAUUAAUCUGUUAUUACUCAGACUCUAAGCAGUUUGCGAUAUACAACCCUACCACGAGUCAAAACGUUUUGUUGCCGCCAACAGUGGGAUACCAUAAAGAAAACAAAUCAUUUGAUGGAUUCUCUAGGUAUGAUCCAGUUGCGAAAAGUUACGUAGUCGAGAGCAAGUACUAUCAUGGCUUCUUUGGAUAUGAUCCAGUUAAGGAUCAAUACAAAGUCUUGCGUUUUAUCGAAGGGGCAACAAUAUGCGAUUAUUCUUGUAUGGUUAUAACAUUUAGAGGUCCAAAUAAACAAGAAUGGAGAAAGAUUGAAAUUCAAGAAGAUAUCUCUCCGCCGAGAGGUAAUGGUGUGUGCAUCAAUGGAAUUAUCUAUUACCUAGGAGGCACAUUAACAAGUAGUGUAUUGGUAUUAGGGAGGUUCGACGUUAGGUUUGAGAGAUUUGAUCAUAUCCAGAUGCCCAUAGAUGUGGCGAUGAAUCAGUUGGAGGAGUUGAGUUUAGUAAACUACCAAGGGAAACUAGGAUGCACGUUUUACAGCAAAGAUAGAGCAGAGGUGUGGGUUAUGAAUAGGGAUGUUAACUACAGGGGUUAG